This is a messenger RNA of Brassica napus (rape), 2511 nucleotides long. Its product is annotated as ubiquitin carboxyl-terminal hydrolase 21. Gene Ontology annotation, molecular function: cysteine-type endopeptidase activity; cysteine-type deubiquitinase activity. Gene Ontology annotation, cellular component: nucleus; cytosol. The record is from RefSeq and is a predicted model, not a curated record. Lineage: Eukaryota; Viridiplantae; Streptophyta; Magnoliopsida; Brassicales; Brassicaceae. Gene Ontology annotation, biological process: protein deubiquitination. The transcript is spliced from 9 exons. Bases 110 to 2356 code for a protein of 748 amino acids.
AAAUCUAAGUAAACAAAUCAAAAGUAUAAUUCGAGUUUACAGUAAAAAUAAUAAUCCCUGAAAAAAAUGGCGGCAUAAUAUUCCCUCCAAAUUCAAAGCAUUUUUCAUUAUGGACUCAAUCCCUCAGUCUUCCCUCCAAAUCCUUUCCCAAAUCCUCCCCCUUUUCGGAAUAUUCCUCCUAAAUUUCGAAACUUUCACCAAUUUUUGGAGCCAAUUUCAAAAAUUUCUCCUUCAAUUACCUUCGAUUCGAUCUCGAGGCCAACGACUUCCCCCAAAACUAAACCCUAGCUUCCUCUUCUACUUCUUCUCCUCCGUUUCCCUCGCUUUCCUCAGCAAAUUCGAUCCGGGUUCGUUGCUAAUGGCGUCGAGCGAUCCACCGCCGUCUCCUAAAAUCGAAAACCCAGUCAAAACCCUAGACGACGAGUCUUCACCCACCGCUCCGAUUCGAGCCCUCGUUACUCACUCGCUAGCCCUCUCCUCACCAAUUCGCCAGAUCCAAAACCCAGUUGAAUCUUCCUCUUCGCCCUCUAAUAACGACUGCAGAGAUUCUCAAAUCACGCCAGCAGGGAGUUACAUGCCUAGUUUUGAGUAUCUUAGCGACGACGACGACGAUCACAAGAUGGAACCUGCAGAGCCCUUCUCGUGGUCGUAUCUGAAGAACGAACCCACUGGUGUUGGUGCUGGAUUGUAUAACUCAGGCAACACUUGUUUCAUAGCUUCUGUGUUACAGUGCUUCACUCAUACUGUGCCUCUCCUCGACGCUCUUCGUUCUUACAAGUAUCAAGAUCAUUGCAACUGUGGGAAUGAGAGUUUCUGUGUUCUGAAGUCUCUCAGAGAUCAUAUCGAGCUUGCUCUGAGGUCUUCAGGAUAUGAUCUACAGAUCCAUCAGUUUCGUGAUAACCUUAAUUAUUUCUCGUCUGACUUCCAGAUAAACAACCAAGAAGACGCUCAUGAGUUUCUGCAGUCGUUUUUGGAUAAGUUAGAGAGAUGUUCUUUGGAUCUUACUAGUAGAAACACGCCUGGAACUGUUGUCUCUUCUCAAGGUGUUAACAUUGUUGACAAUGUCUUUGGUGGGCGUCUCGUUAGUAAGCUUCGUUGCUGCAACUGCAACUCCAUUUCAGAAACGUUUGAACCGUCUGUAGGAUGGAGUCUUGAAAUUGACGAUGUGGAAGAUCUUUCGAGCGCUUUAGAGUCUUUUACUUGCGUUGAAAAGCUAGAGGACCAGCUUACGUGUGAUGAAUGUAAAGAGAAAGUCUUAAAGGAGAAGCAACUUAAGUUCGAUAAGUUGCCUCUUGUUGCUACGUUCCAUUUGAAGAGGUUUAAGAAUGAUGGAGUCUAUAUGGAGAAGAUUUUUAAAGAUGUCAAGUUCCCUUUGGAGUUGGAUAUGCUUCCUUACAUGAGCAGUAACGAAAAUCCUCAAGUUUCAACAAAAUACUAUCUCUAUGCCAUGGUGGAGCAUCAAGGGAGUGGAGUACAUUUUGGUCACUACUCAUCGUAUGUGAGGUCAGCUCCUGGGACAUGGCACCAUUUUGAUGAUGCAAAGGUCAGGAGAAUCAGUGAAGAAUGUGUUCUAUCAAAGAAUGCUUAUAUGUUGUUUUAUGCAAGAGAAGGAACUUCUUGGUUCUCUAGUGCUUUUGAAGAGCUGAAGACAUUAUAUGAAGCUACUCCGAUAAGUUUCUCUCCCACGUCAGUGCUUGAGACCACCUGCAGAGAGGAGUGUAAUGCCAACAAAGCUUGUAAUGGCUCGGUGGGAGUAUCGGUUCCGGGUGGAGAUUACCGUUGUGAUGAGCCACAAGAUGAAGUGUUUUAUUCAGCAGAGCCCAUCAGUUAUGACGUAUCUUUCGCCUUUAAGUCACCACCUAAGGCUGAUGAAUCUGGGAAACCGUUUGCUGAGACCUUUCACCAAAAAGAGGCUACUAUGUAUCCAGCUUGCAACAGAGCUACUACCGUUGACGCUUCUGUGCCUGAGAUCAAGAUUCAAGAAAAAGACCCAUCUCCAAAACGAAAAGCUGCUGAGAGAGCUACCAUUGGUGAAGAUGCUUAUCUGCCUAAGCCCAAGAUUCAAAAACCAAACUCUUUUGCAAAACGACAAGGACCAUUUCAGAUUCAACGAGAGCAUUUGCAAAAUAAGAAGGAAGAAACUCAUGAAACAAAGCCGAUUAGAAGCACCGUUGCUGCUGCUUCUGUAGCAGAUCUUAAGGAGAAAGAACAUGCUAUUCAAUAUCUCAGGAACAUGCCUUCGUCUCGCUCUCGAAUGCUUGCUGCAGCUAUAGGUGUUGAGGUCAAAAAGAAGAAUAUCUCUAACAUCAGAAGAUCGAACCUUCACAGGAAUCUCUCUGGACGGCCAUCAAACUGAAGUUUGGGAUAAAAGCUACUCUGUUCAUCUUUCUUUAUUUGAUAUGAAGAGUUUUUCUUUAGUUUUGUUUGGGGUUUUCUUGUGUAUAUCACUUUCAUCAAAUUUUGUAAAGCUCCAACCAAAAUUCUAUAUAAAGUUUAAUGUUUUUUUUCCCA